AUGAUUCACCAAACCUCAAGUAUGACUACUACAGCCGUUUUUGAAGAAAUUAGCACAGAAUUCGAUAAUUCACUCAUGGAAUUGCUUUAUUCUACUACUUCAGAAGACGCGCUCCCCGACAUGAUUGAAAACUCCCCAACGACGAUAACUAUAGUUGCAAUUGAAAUUCCAAGUUUAUUUUCAUAUUCUACUAAUGAAUUCGACCUGGAACUAGAUUAUGAAUCAUCAGAUUGGGGUGAUAUAACUGAGCCAUUGCCCCAAAACAUACCAAAGGAUGAAAGCGAACCAAUAACUAAAAAUCCCACCAAUGUAUUGACUUCACCAUUACAAGCUUUUGCAGAUUUUAAUUCUGGUUCAUCAACAGAGUUUGUAACGAAGCAACAGAAAUUCUUCAAUUAUAAUAAUACAAUCAAUCGUUCUUUCAAAAAUAAUGAUUACACAACUAAUAAAGCCACGACAACACCAAAAUGUCGCAUUUCAAAGCCUUGUGAAAAAUCCCCUCUAAUGAAACCAUCAGUUACAAUUGCAUCUAUUGAUACCAUAGCUAAACUCAAGUCCAAAUCCAAAAAUAAUUACAAAUCUUCCUCAAUUUCAAAAACUAAAGUUGGGAAUCCCUUUUAUAAACCAUUCAUAUCAUCAUCAUCAAUACCCCUGAAGACGGCAAUGAAAAAUGCCAAAGUAGUAAACUUUAGAGACGUCAAUAACAAUACCAACAACACCUCGCUCAACUUCACGGAUAUUGAUAAUAAAUUAACAUAUGAUUUGCUAACGGAAACCACUAAUUGUUCUGUUCCACAAACGGUUUUGGAGACCCAAUUUAAGAAUUUUGACGAUUCCUUGAUUUUUGAUUCAUUUUUCGAUAUAAAUCAAAUUUAG
Candida dubliniensis CD36 is the source of this 876-nucleotide messenger RNA. RefSeq lists its product as uncharacterized. Lineage: Eukaryota; Fungi; Ascomycota; Pichiomycetes; Serinales; Debaryomycetaceae. The coding region runs from base 1 to 876 and encodes 291 amino acids. The record is from RefSeq and is a predicted model, not a curated record. The transcript has a single exon.